Molecule: messenger RNA, 852 nt
Organism: Musa acuminata subsp. malaccensis (wild Malaysian banana)
Lineage: Eukaryota; Viridiplantae; Streptophyta; Magnoliopsida; Zingiberales; Musaceae
Source: RefSeq, a predicted model, not a curated record
AGAGAGAGAGAGAGAGAGAGAGAGAGAAGGAAGAAGGAUGGGGAAUUACUUGAGCGGGAAGAAGAGAAUCAUCAAGGUGAUGAAGGUAGAUGGCACCACCUUGAAGCUGAAGCCUCCAGUUAACGCCGAGAGCGUGCUGCGGGAUUUCCCGGGCUACGACCUCCUCGAGUCGGAGGAGGUGAAGCGGGUCGGGGUGCAAGCCCGGCCGCUUGCUCGGGAUGCGCCGUUGCGCUCGGGGAAGCUCUACUUUCUUGUGGAGCUGCCCCGGGUUCCGGACCAGCGAGCCCCCCGGAGGGCCUGGUCGGGGCCGAUGCACCUGAGCGCCAAGGAGCGGCUGGAGAGCCUCAUGCUAACGCGUCGGACCAUGUCGGACAUCUUAGUGACAGGAAAUACGACGUCAGCGGCGGUCGAGGCAGAGGAGGGUAAGGAUGGCACCAUCCGCCUCAAGAUGAGGCUUCCGAAGGCUGAAAUGGAGAAGCUGAUGCGGGAGAGCAAGACUGCCACCGAGGCGGCUGCGAAGAUUGCGGAGCUAUGUAUGGUGAAGGAUGGCGGCGCCACCAAGAUGCCCCAGCUGCGGACACCGGCUGUGGGAACCGGACGGAAGGAGAGACGAGCAAGGUUUGCUGCCAUGCCAGAUGAGAUCAUUACCUAGGUUGUCAUCCGUGUUGCCGAGGUCUCGAUCACUACAGCGUUUAGUUCGAGCAAAGGAGAAAUAGAUCACUUUGUGGAAAUUGAGAAGCUGCCGAUGGCUUCCAAAUCCUCACCACUGUAUCAUUUUUCUUCCCUUGUAAUAUAUGUGUGCUUCAGUAGGGUCAAAGUAAUGAAAUAUCUGAUAUAAUGAGAAUUUAUUUA